CACUAAUUCGUCCAAUCUCCAUUUGUCUCAAAUCUCCAGAUUCUCCAUUCAUGGCGGAUCCUAAAACCCACGAAUUCAUAACAGAAACACAAAAAACAAAUCAUGUCAAUUUUGCCUUCCCUUUGAUCUCCAUUGUCUCGUACAAAUCAUCAUCAGGACCAAAUUCAUUUCAAUCACCUUUUACGUGUUGCAUCGUGGCGGUUUAUCUAGACGUGAUGGGGAAAAUGCGGGAGCUCGAGAGGACGAGAAUGGCGUUCACCAUAACCAUAUUGGCUACCUUGCUGUCCGCGACGAACAUGGCGAAUGCAGCCGACGAAAGCAACCCUGUCUUCGAUCCGUGUUCCGACGCCACCGUGGCGAAGUCCGACGGCUUCUCCUUCGGCCUGGCAUUCGCCGCCAACGCUUCCUUCUUCGCGGGGGAGGUUCAGUUCUCCCCGUGUGACAGGCGACUCGCCUUGGCGUCCAAGCAUGCUCAGCUCGCCGUGUUUCGCCCGCAGGUCGACCAGCUCUCGCUGCUCACCAUCAACAGCACCACGUUCGAUCCGGCAAAGGCAGGUGGGUUCAUGGUAGCAUUUGCUGGGAGGAACUUUGCAGCGAGAUCAGUUCCAACUCUUGUGGCUGAUGGUACCAUGAGCAUAACCAGCUUCACUUUGGUUCUUGAGUUCCAGACGGGUACCCUUGUAAACUUGUACUGGAAGAAAUUCGGGUGUGGUUCGUGCUCUGGUGAGUUCCGCUGCCUGAAUGAACAGGACUGUGCAAUUCCAACCAAGAAGUGUAGGAGCCAUGGCGGAUCUGUUGAUUGCGAGAUCAACAUACAGUUAGCAUUCUCGGGUACUGACAAGUACCUGGAAACGCUCAACUCUUGGUACGAGGUUUCCAGCCUCGGGCAGUAUUCUCUUUACGGGCUGUACUCCAAUGUAAAGGAGAAUCUGUUCAUGUAAAAGGCUUUUUUACCUCACAAAUCAGCUAUGUAAUUUAGACACUGAAAAUUUGAUUAUUCAUUGAUUACUUCCAAUUUUGGUUUGAGGAAGUUUUGGCAGAAGUUGAAGGGAUAUUUUCGUUCAUUCUUCUACGUUAUCUUGCUCAAAAAUGAAAUUGCAGACUUGACACAGUAAACUGCAUAAGGGGAAAACCUAUCACCAACCUGCACUGGUGACAGGUUUGUUUGUCCAUUCACUGGAUCAAGUAGGCGCUUCCCAUCUUCACCAUAUGUCCAUAUCCAUCCACGGACGAAGUCCAUUCCUUCUGCCAGUUACCCAGAAGCCUAUCAUGUUCUUCUGUAUUAAUUGAUAUCAUAAUGAUUAAAUUAUAGUGUAUAUU
Messenger RNA from Linum trigynum, 1320 nucleotides. NCBI's taxonomy places the organism in Eukaryota, Viridiplantae, Streptophyta, Magnoliopsida, Malpighiales, Linaceae. The record is from the annotation of a GenBank genome assembly.